AUGUAUGGUACCCAUGUCCAGGUUGCCAUCCACACUCUCACAGGUUACGGUGUCGACAAGAGCGCCAUACUUUCUUUUAGUUACAUUGCUGCCACUCCUGAUCUGCUCAUCGGGAGGCCGACUGUAGAGCACGAUCUCAACGUUGCGUUCACUCCUACGCUGGAGGCACUGCAAGGGAUCUUCGGGCAGGCCCAACUCACCUUGACUUUGCGCUUAGUCAAGCUUCUCUUGAACUUGCCAGGUGAGACGCUGGCCGCGUUGGUUGACUGGAUGGCCACUGAGCGGCCAGAUGUCUUGAAGGUUGUCUGCAAGGCAAUUGAGGAUGAGGAUUUGAAGGGUACCGAGCAACUGAACUCCCGAACGAGUUCCAGCCUGGCAAAGUCUUCGUCCACGCAGACGGUGAUCGAGCCACGUCCUGGGCCACUGGCGCCGGCGGUGCUGGUGCGGCAUGGUCAAUCGGUGGCCAACGUCGCGAAGGAGUCCAACAUCUACGAGUAUUUGUAUAGGAAAUUCGCGGACCGUUCUCUGGUCGACGCUGGCCUCACCCCACAGGGCGAGGACGAUGCGCGUCGAGUCGGUGCAGAGCUGUUCUGGGACGGCUGUGUUGCCCCAUCCGACGUCGGCCUGGUGGUGUUGUCGCCCCUCUCGCGAGCCCUGCGGACGGCCUCCCUGGCGCUGGAGGCGGCCGGCGUGGCGCUGCCGGAGAUGUGCCGCGUAGUGGCGCAUCCGCUCGCCGCGGGGCGCUUCUUCUCGCCAGACAUUGCCGAGAACCUGCCGGCAGCCGAGGCGCUCAGAGUCGCCGAAGGUGGGGGGCCGGCUGGUGGACUUCGGCCCCUGCGCCGAGUGGGCCGGCGCGGGGUGCUCCGCGGCGGAGCCAGAGAAGCCCCGGCGGGCGACGGACGUCGAGGUGGCGCGGGACGCGGCGGCACUGCGCGACUUCAUCUCGUCCGCCACUCCGGCAGGCACCGUGGCCCUGGUCUUCUGCCACGGGGGCGUCAUCCAGGCGCUGUCGGGGCGUGA
This is a messenger RNA of Prorocentrum cordatum, 1020 nucleotides long. Lineage: Eukaryota; Dinophyceae; Prorocentrales; Prorocentraceae. The record is from the annotation of a GenBank genome assembly.